CUGCGUCAUCAUUGCGUGCCCCGGAAACAGCUAUCACGACGAAGGGUCAAUUUAUUUUUCAAGCGCAGCAACAAGCUACAUUUCUGCUCAUUUCAUCAACAAAUGACGAUAAAUAACGACAAAUAAAGCAGGCAGCAGUCGUUUGGAUGUUCCUAUAAGCUGCUUUCUGUCUCUGAGAUCCAGCAGUGAAGCGGGUUGCCAUGGCAUCUCCAGGGGGACAAGGAGGAGGAGGAGGAGCUCUGUCGACGAGAGGAGGCAGCGGGGCCAGGAGGAUGAAGUGGGCUCUGGAGCUGAGCAUGGGCAACACCAGGAGUCGUGGCGACCGUCAGGGCGGUCAGGGAGACGUCGUUUACCCCAUCGGCUACUCUGAGAAACCCGUCCCCGACACCAGCAUCCAGGAGACGGACAAGAACCUGGUGGAGAAGCGCUGUUGGGACGUGGCUCUCGGGCCCCUGAAACAGAUCCCCAUGAACCUGUUCAUCAUGUACAUGUCGGGCAACACCAUCUCCAUCUUCCCCAUCAUGAUGGUGUGCAUGAUGGCCUGGAGGCCCAUACAGGCGCUCAUGUCCAUGUCUGCCACCUUCAAGCUGCUGGAGAGCUCCAGUCAGCAGUGGCUCCAGGGCCUCGUCUAUCUGGUUGGUAACCUCCUGGGCUCGGCGUUGGCCAUCUACAAGUGUCAGUCGAUGGGUCUGCUGCCAACACACUCCUCUGAUUGGCUGGCUUUCAUAGGACCGCCGCAGAGGAUGGAGAUCAUGGGCGGAGGCAUGGUGUUGUGAAGAGGACGGAGCGUGCACAUACCAGAUUCAGAUAUUUACAGAGGUUUAUAUAACUGUAUAUUCUCCACGACAGAUUCGGUUACAAGACGUUUGAUAAAUCGGCAGCAGGACGUGCGGCGCAGCUCUCAGUUACUUCAUCCUGCUGCUCUGCUUCAUAUCUCUGUUCUUUGUUUUUCAUCUUUUUAAUAAAGGUUUAAGAGCCAGCAGAUCAUCAUGUUGAACUACUGUAUUUUUCUUUCCAGUUGAAAUAACAAUAGGAUGUUAUUUAUGAGGUUAUUUUCCAGUAUACAGAAUUAUACCCAGUUUUAAAACAGAACUUUAAUGGAGGUCACAGUCUGUAAAACAAGUCUUAUUAGGUUUUAAUCCAGUAGAGUAGUUUUUUAUUUCUUCUUUUUUUCCAUUCUUUUCUUUCUCAGUUUGUAGUGACACACGUGAUUUCAGCAUGCUAGCCAGCAACAUUUACUAACCGGUUUUAAUUUAUUAGUCUGUUUAAUUUAUACUGAUUUGCUACUUGAAAAUGUUCUAUAAAAUAAAUAAAUCAUUAUUGGCUGAAAUAACAUGUUUUCAACUGUGUCAAUAAAUGUGUACAGGGA
This is a messenger RNA of Sebastes umbrosus (honeycomb rockfish), 1369 nucleotides long. It is a transcript of the gene emc4, whose product is annotated as ER membrane protein complex subunit 4. The coding region runs from base 201 to 776 and encodes 191 amino acids. Gene Ontology annotation, cellular component: EMC complex. The record is from RefSeq and is a predicted model, not a curated record. Gene Ontology annotation, biological process: protein folding in endoplasmic reticulum. NCBI's taxonomy places the organism in Eukaryota, Metazoa, Chordata, Actinopteri, Perciformes, Sebastidae. The transcript has 6 exons.